UCUCGCGAUAUUUACAUUGUUCCCGGGAUCGUUUUUUCUCUCGAGGCUAGCUAACCACCGGCAAGUCAGCAUGCCGUCUAUAGAAUACGACGAUUCAAAGCCUAGCUGGGCCGACCAGGUGGAAGAGGAGGGAGACGAAGACGUCCUCCCUUUACCAAAGGAGACGGUCAAAGGUAAUAUCAAGACCAUCACAGAAUACAAGAUUGACGAUGAUGGCAAAAAGAGUAAGAUUGUCCGAACUUUCAAAAUUGAGACAAGGAAAGCAUCCAAAGCUGUUGCUAGGAGAAAGAAUUGGAAAAAGUUUGGCAAUUCUGAAUAUGACCAACCAGGUCCUAAUGUUGCCACCACCACAGUGAGUGAUGAUGUCUUCAUGACCUUCAUCUCCAGUAAGGAGGACUUGAAUGCUCAAGACCAGGAUGAUGAUCCCAUGAACAAAAUCAAAGGGCAGAAGAUUGUGUCCUGCCGUAUUUGUAAGGGGGAUCACUGGACCACCCGCUGUCCAUACAAAGAUACUCUGGGCCCCAUGCAGAAGGAGCUGGCUGAGCAGUUGGGCCUGUCCACUGGGGAUAAAGAGAAGGCCACAGAGCCUGAGCCUGUUCAGCCGGUCCAGAGCAAGACUGGCAAGUAUGUUCCUCCCAGCCUGAGAGAUGGUGGCACGCGCAGAGGGGAGUCCAUGCAGCCCAACCGCAGAGCUGAUGACAACGCUACAAUUCGUGUCACCAACUUGUCUGAGGAUACGAGAGAAACUGAUCUCCAGGAGCUCUUCAGACCAUUUGGCUCCAUCUCCAGGAUCUACCUGGCCAAGGACAAAAACACAGGCCAAUCUAAAGGUUUUGCCUUCAUCAGUUUCCAUCGGCGUGAGGAUGCUGCCAGAGCCAUUGCGGGAGUGUCUGGCUUUGGUUAUGAUCAUCUCAUCCUCAAUGUGGAAUGGGCCAAACCUUCCAACAACUGAAAACGUGGGGCUUCAUUUAUAUUCCAAAAGGUUGAUUGAGCAAUCGUCCAAUAGUGUAUGGCUGUUAAUGAAAUAAACUUGCUAAUAAUUA
Molecule: messenger RNA, 1043 nt
Organism: Trichomycterus rosablanca
Lineage: Eukaryota; Metazoa; Chordata; Actinopteri; Siluriformes; Trichomycteridae
Gene: eif3g
Product: eukaryotic translation initiation factor 3, subunit G
Exons: 10
Coding region: 71-952 (293 amino acids)
Cellular component (GO): cytoplasm; eukaryotic translation initiation factor 3 complex
Molecular function (GO): translation initiation factor activity; RNA binding
Source: RefSeq, a predicted model, not a curated record